GCGGCGCGGGGGCGCCCCCCUCGGCCGGGCGCUCGGGUUACAGCCGCGGCUCCCCGGCUUCCCCGCCCGCGCCCCGCCGGUUCGCCGGCGCCGUGAGAGAUAUUGUAACGGAACUGGGACGCCAGCGCUGCAUUGUGGGAGCUUUUAAAGCGGCGGGGAACGUGGCCCGCCCGCUCGGGCCCACCGGGCCAAGCUCACCCCGGCGCCCCUAGCACGGCCCCGCCGCCGCUCGUACCACCACACACCCAACACCGCCGAGGCCUGUGGACCGGGAAGCCCGAAGUGGUGAGGUGACCGGUGCCUACUGACUCUCACAGGAGCACAGGCUUCCAUAGCCCGGGGUGAGACUUGUAAAACUGCCCUCUACGGUCAUCCCGGAAAGUAGGAGGCUUUUUCUGCAGACCCUUAAAAAAGAAAAAGAAAAAGAAAGCCCUUCCAUCCCCCAAGAACUGGGUUUGAAUUGCUUUUCCUCUGGAGUGGCAGUGAUUCAGCGACCCCCUUCUCAGCAGCAGGCAGUGACAGAGACAGGAGACGAAAAACACAGCGAAUGAAUCAGACGCUAUCUUGGAAGGGGAAUUAUGAGUUAGGAAGCACAGAAGGGGCCAACCUAAGGCAUUUCAAGAGAUGAGAGACAGGCUGCCCACUCAGAAGCAUCAUCCCACCCAGUAGGAAGAGAACCCAAAUUAAGGAUUCCAGAAUCCAAACAAGCAACAAUGUGAAAAAGAAGCCUAGUGCAGCAGAGGUGAUCUGGAUCCAGGAAGAAAUGGAAGAUGACUAUAAUAAAAAACUCCUCUCUGAAGAGACCAACAAUAGCACAUUCAUCAGAAGCCAAGUUGGAGCCCAGGAGGAGACAACGGAAGCCUGGGCUCAGGGGCCCAGGUUAGAGGAAAGUAAAGAGACUUUUCUUCUAGCCAAGAUGAAAGGCAUGCAGGCCAGUCCGGAAACUCCAGUGGCCCUGCAGAGUGAACUCCAUGAGCAGGAAGAUAAAAUGGAGAACCAAGCACAAAGAAAAGACACCCAAGACAGUCUCCCAAUGACACAGCGAUCUUUAGUACAUUUUUUUUCGACAACGAAUUCAGAUAUUACCCUGCCAUUGUCAUGGUCAUUAUCCUAUGAAGUGCCUCUUGAUUACAAUCUGUCUAGCCCACAAUUUAGUGGAAUAACUAUAUCAACAAUUGGGCAGAAGACUCCUAAAACUACAGGAGUGGGCCUUUCCAGAUUGGAAAACAGCUUGGGAGUCAACAGCUCCAUAAUGACAAAGAGACAGGCUCUGCUCCUUGCUGCUGAGACACCAGUAACUGGGGAAGGAGAAGAUUAUUUCCUAUCUUUGUUUGGUGAUUCAAAGAAACUUCUUCCACAUUCAUUCCAUGCUGAGAAAGCCUGGAAACACUUUUCUAUGAUUCUUGAAGAAGUGGGCCAAUCUAGAUCCAGUGCUCUUGGAGACAUUAAAAUAGCUGAAGUGAAUGUCAAGGGUUUAUUUGUGAAACUCAUUAACUCUUCCCUUGACAAAGAACUGGAGAUUGGAGGUCAUAUUCUCCAGCAAAAUGUGAAUGGACAAACAGUCUCUUUGUACCGCUUCCCUCCAAAUAUCAUAAUGCAGGCCAACUGCACAAUAACAGUGUGGGCAGCUGCAUCUGAAGCAAAGCAUCAGCCACCAUCAGAUUUUCUUUGGAGAGAACAAAACAAGUUUAGAACAAGCCCAAAUUGUACAACGAUUCUGUGCAAACCUAAUGGUGAAGCUGUUGCCUGGUACACUCCUAUUCACUGGAAGCAAGCAUGGGAGAAAUUAGAGACUGACAUUGAAUUUGACAGAUGCUCAGUAGUAAGUACAACGUCUCGAAGACACAUGUUUAAUUGGCCAGCAGCUAUAACUACAACUAAAGAAAAACAAGAUAAAUGUAAUAAAGAUAUCUCAAAAUAUCAAAUGGAACGAGUCAGAGUUUUUCUCAAAAGAGAAAAAGAAACCCCACCAAACCCUUUGCCCAAUAGCAGCCCUUGGUGCCACAGUCCCAGUGUCCCUGCACAUCCCUACAGUCCUCUGAUUGAAACUUGCAAUACGUGCAUGACUGAAAGCAGCUUGGAUAGACAGCCGAGGCCUCAGUCAUCCAGGCCUGAUCCAGCCCAGGAAAAGAAGAGAAAAAUUUGGGCAGAAGUAAUAUGUAAAGAAAUAAUGACAAAAAUUGUCAAAAACUGAUGAAAGACACCAAGUCACAGAAUCAAGAAAAGUAAAUCCCAAGCAACACAAAGCCAAAGAGAACAACACCAGUCUAUAUUAUAGUAAAACUUCACAAAACCAAAUAACAGAAGUCGGAAGAUGAUGGAUGAUAUAUCUUCAAUGUGCUAGAUGCUAAAAGAACUACUAACCUAGAAUUCUAUGCCUAGCAAAAAUAUACUUCAGAAAAUGAAGGUAAAAUAAAGGCAUUUUCAGGCAAACAAAACUAAGAGAAUUCAAGGACAGCAAACCCACAGUAAGGAAAUACUGAUAGAAGUACUCCAAGAAGAAAGAAAACAAUCCUAGAAGGGAUGUACAGAGAUUUAGGAAGAAAUGAAGAAAAAUGGGAAGAGUCAAACAUGGAUAAACAUAAAUGUAUAUUCACUGUACAAACAAUGCCAAUAUUUUCUCAUAGAGAUUAAAAUUUAUAUAGAAUUUAAAUACAUGAGAACUGUGUUAGUUUCCCAGGGCUACUGUAACAAAGUACCACAAACUUGGUGGCUUAAAACAACAGAAAUGUAUUCUCUCACAAUUCUAGAGACCAGAAGUCUGAAAUCAAGGUGUUGGUAAAAGCUAUACUGUCUGAAAGCUCUAAAGGAUUAUCCUUACUUCCCUCUUAGCUGGCAAAUCUUGGUGUUCCUUGGCUUCUGGAUACAUCAAUCCAAACCUGCCUCCAUUUUUUAAUGGCUUUCUCUCCUAUGUGUCUAUGUCUGUAUUUCCCUCUUCUUAUAAGGACACUAAUCUAGUAUGACCUCAUCUUACUUAAUUACAUUUGCAAGGACCCCAUUUCUAAAUAAGGUCACAUGCACAGGUUCAGGGGGUUAGGAUUUCAACAUGUCUUUUUAGGGGACACAAUUUAACCCAUAACAACAGCAAUAACACAUAAGUUGGGAGGGGAGUAAAUGGAGUUAAAGUGUUCUAAAUUACAUGUUUUAUCCAGUAAGUUGUAAAAGUUACAGUUUAUAUUAGUCUUUAGUAAAUCAAGGAUGCAUGUUUUAUAAUCUAGGAUAGACAAUAAAAGAAUAGUAUAAGAAUGUCAUGUUUAUAAUCUGAUAUAUAUCAGUUUCAUUACCAUUCAGUCCAAAAUAUACUCUAAUUUCCAAUGUGAUACCUUCUUUGAUAUAUGAGGUAUUUGGGGAUAAUAUAUCACAAAGUGGGUUUAUUUCAGGAAUGCAAGGUUGGUUUGAGUUUUGAAAAUUAAUCAGGUAAACUUAUUUUAACCGAAUACAGAGAAAAAUUAUACAGCCAUUUCAAAAAUAUAGAAAAAGCAUUUGAUAAAAUUCAGAACCCACCUAUGAAGAGAGAACCUUAGAAAAUUAGGACUAGGAAGAAUUUUCUUAAUCUGACAAGUGUCAUGUACAACAAUCCUAAAAUAAAUUGUCAUACUUAAUGGUGAAGUUAUGGAAGUUUCCUCCUAGAGAUCCAGAUAAAGACAAGAAUUUUCCUUAUGACAACUUCUAUUCAACAUUACACUAGAAGUCUGAGUGCAAUAAGGCAAAAAAAAAAAAAAAGGACAUACAAAUAUCCCAUUACUUUAUAAUCUAGCAAUUCCAUUCCCAGGAAUUACAUAUGCCUAACAAAUAUAUACAUAUGUAUACCAAAAAAAAAAACCAAACACAAUAAUGAUUAUAACAACUGCAUUUGUAAUAGCCAAAAGCUAAGAAGCAAUCCAAUUAUUCAUUAGCAAUAUAAUGGAUAAAUAAAUUAUGUUACAUUAAUACAAACCUAUAAGCAAUGAAAAUGGAUGAACUACCCGCCACAUGAAUUAACAUCAGUGAAUCUCAUAAGCAUAAUAUUGAGCAAAAGAUGCCAGACAAAAAGGAAUAUAUGUUGUAUGAUUCCAUUUAUAUAAAAUUCAAAAACAUACAAAAUUAAACCAUUAUGUUAAAGAUCAGAAUAGUUAUCUCUGGGAGGAGAAGGGGAGUAGUAUGUGGAGGCUGCACAAAACUGCUUCUAGAAUACGAAUAAUACUCCACUUCUUAAUCUGAAUAGUGUUUAUAUGUAUCACUGUUUUCUCACUAUUUUCAUCAUGUUGUGCAAUUAUGACUUGUGAAUUU
Molecule: messenger RNA, 4269 nt
Organism: Zalophus californianus (California sea lion)
Lineage: Eukaryota; Metazoa; Chordata; Mammalia; Carnivora; Otariidae
Gene: LMNTD1
Product: lamin tail domain containing 1
Exons: 12
Coding region: 764-2194 (476 amino acids)
Cellular component (GO): nuclear envelope; cytoplasm
Source: RefSeq, a predicted model, not a curated record